GUGGGCUCAGGCGGGCGUUGUAGUCAAGAGUGAAUGUGAACGGCCGACCGGAGUGGGUACAGUCUGUGAGCGCGCUGAACCCGGCCCGGGAUUCACCGACACACGGUUUGUACUAAAGCAGAGAAGACUUGACGGUGGCAGGGCCACAUUUGGAGCUGCCAUGGAACAGGCUGCAGCUGAGCCCAGGAGGAAGCAGGCCACACACACACCUUGGCCAGAGGACACUCCAAAGGAUAAAGCAUGCACCGUGAUUGGGGGCUCGGGCUUCCUGGGCCAGCACAUGGUAGAGCAGCUGCUUGCACGGGGCUACUCCGUGAAUGUGUUUGACGUGCGGCAGAGCUUCGACAAUGCACAGGUGAAGUUCUUCCUGGGGGACCUCUGCAACCGCCAGGAUUUGUACCCAGCUCUGCAGGGGGUCAGCACAGUCUUCCACUGCGCAUCCCCACCACCUUCCAGCAACAACAAGGAGCUGUUCUACCGGGUGAACUACUUGGGCACCAAGAACAUCAUUGACACUUGCCGGGAAGCUGGGGUGCAGAAACUCAUCCUCACCAGCAGUGCCAGCGUCAUCUUUGAGGGCGUUGACAUCAAGAAUGGCACCGAGGACCUUCCUUACGCCACAAAGCCCAUCGACUACUACACGGAGACCAAGAUACUCCAGGAGCAAGUUGUCCUGGGUGCCAACGAUCCCAAGAGGAACUUCCUGACUGUGGCCAUCCGCCCACAUGGCAUUUUUGGCCCCAGGGAUCCACAGCUGGUGCCCAUCCUGAUCGAGGCGGCCAGGAAGGGCAAGAUGAAGUUUAUCAUCGGAAAUGGUCAAAACUUGGUAGACUUCACCUUCGUGGAGAACGUGGUCCAUGGGCACAUCCUGGCUGCCGAGCGCCUUUCUCAGGACACUGCCCUGGGGGGCCAGGCAUUUCACAUCACCAAUGAUGAGCCCAUUCCCUUCUGGGCCUUCCUGUCCCGCAUCCUGACGGGCCUCCACUACGAAGCCCCAAAGUACAACAUCCCCUACUGGCUGGCCUACUUCCUGGCACUUCUGCUAUCCCUGCUGGUGGCCAUAAUCAGCCCAGUGGUGCAGUUGCAGCCUACAUUCACCCCCAUGCGAGUGGCAUUGGCUGGAACCUUCCACUACUAUAGCUGUGAGCGUGCCAAAAAGGCCAUAGGUUACCGGCCCCUGGUCACCCUGGAUGAUGCGGUGAAGAGGACUGUGCAGAGCUUCCGGCACCUGCAGAAGACGGGUUGAAGGCCCUAUGUGCACUCCGUGGCCAUUGCACUUUGUCCUGAACUCAGGGUGCUCCCCACCCCCUGGCCCUCAGGGCAUGCAGAGAGGCAAAGCAGCAGACUUCUGUUUGGACUCCAUAAAGCAGGUGGCUUCAUCUGCUGCAACUGGCCUCCUUGA
This is a messenger RNA of Suncus etruscus (white-toothed pygmy shrew), 1402 nucleotides long. It is a transcript of the gene NSDHL, whose product is annotated as NAD(P) dependent steroid dehydrogenase-like. Gene Ontology annotation, molecular function: 3-beta-hydroxy-Delta5-steroid dehydrogenase (NAD+) activity. The transcript has 8 exons. The record is from RefSeq and is a predicted model, not a curated record. NCBI's taxonomy places the organism in Eukaryota, Metazoa, Chordata, Mammalia, Eulipotyphla, Soricidae. Bases 161 to 1246 code for a protein of 361 amino acids. Gene Ontology annotation, biological process: steroid biosynthetic process.